Thyridium curvatum is the source of this 1932-nucleotide messenger RNA. RefSeq lists its product as uncharacterized. The transcript has 3 exons. Lineage: Eukaryota; Fungi; Ascomycota; Sordariomycetes; Thyridiales; Thyridiaceae. The record is from RefSeq and is a predicted model, not a curated record. The coding region runs from base 1 to 1932 and encodes 643 amino acids. Gene Ontology annotation, molecular function: protein serine/threonine phosphatase activity; protein tyrosine/serine/threonine phosphatase activity. Gene Ontology annotation, biological process: microtubule cytoskeleton organization; regulation of exit from mitosis; positive regulation of cytokinesis. Gene Ontology annotation, cellular component: mitotic spindle pole body; nucleolus; centrosome.
AUGGCGCCUUCCUCCAAACACCCCACGAACCUGGGGCAGAUCAUCGAGUACAUUCCCGACCGCCUCUACCUUGCAUCAUACACUGUUCCUCCGACCGCCGACACCAUCUUUCCCUACCCCGAUCCUCCGCUGAGGUCUCCCAGCAAGAGGUCACAGCGUGCGAUCGAUGGCCCGGUCCCGGUAGCGACCCCUGCGCACAAGCAGCCUUACUACUUCUCCGUUGAUGAUAGCCUCCUGUACAAUGCUUUCCACCACGAUUUUGGCCCGCUCCACAUUGGCCACCUCUACCGCUUUGCCCUGCAGUUCCACGAUAUCCUCGGUGCCAAGGAGAACAAGGACCGUCCUGUCGUUUUCUGGAGUAGAGCUGACGCCCGAGCACGAGCAAACGCUUCUUGCCUGCUAGCAUGCUAUAUGGUCCUGAUCCAAUCCUGGCCGCCACAUCUCGCCCUGGCCCCAGUGGCACAAAUAGAUCCCCCUCUGAUGCCCUUCCGUGACGCUGGAUACAGUCAGGCGGACUACGGUAUCACUGUUCAGGAUGUGGUCUACGGUGUCUGGAAAGCCAAGGAGGAAGGCUGCUGCGCCCUCGAGAACUUUGACUUGGACGAGUAUGAGAGAUUCGAAAGGGUAGAGCACGGCGACUUCAACUGGGUCACUCCCCAUUUCCUGGCCUUUGCAUCGCCGCAACACAGCCCUGUCGCCCGCAUCACCGAAACCUCGGAGCUCUUUUCAACGCUGCCCAAGACACUGGCAGCGGUUGACGCCCACCCUACUCUCCCCCAGCCUUUCAAGAAUGUCUUGAAGCACUUUUCAGAACGCAACAUCGGCCUCGUUGUUCGAUUGAACUCGGCGUUAUACUCGCCUUCAUUCUUUGAGGCUCUCGGCAUCCAGCAUGUUGACAUGAUCUUUGAGGAUGGCACCUGCCCGCCGCUGUCAACUGUUCGAAAGUUCAUCCGUCUUGCCCAUGAGACGAUCACUGUCAAGAAGAAGGGGAUUGCCGUUCACUGCAAGGCAGGACUCGGCCGCACGGGCUGCCUCAUCGGUGCCUACCUGAUUUACAGGCACGGCUUCACUGCCAACGAGAUCAUCUCGUAUAUGCGCUUCAUGCGACCCGGAAUGGUUGUUGGUCCUCAGCAGCACUGGCUGCACCUGAACCAGGGCACCUUCCGCGAGUGGUGGAUCGAGGAGCGCAUUGAGCGCAAGCUCCGCAAGGAGCUCGCUGCGACUAAUGCUCCCAGCACGCCCAUCCGCUCCAUGCAGAAGGCCAAUCUGGGCAGGUCAAGCCAGCAGGCCUCUACGCCGCCCAACCGGAGCGCGUCCAACCGCACACCCCUCAGUGAGAUGGACCAAGAGCGCAGCAAUGCUCAAGAUGACUACCUGCCCGCCCCUACCCCUGGGCAGCCCCGGAAGACGGGCCGUGUUGACCGCCACCAUCCCUAUGGCCGUAGCAAUGUCAAUCACACCACUGUGGAAGAGGAGACGGGCCUGGAGCAAGAGACGGAAAUCAUGUCGGUCCACCGUACGUCUCAUGGCGCCGAGUCGGACGAGGAGAUCCACCUGCGGAUGCGCAUGCACCGCAAGCCAUCGGCCUCGCCCGAUGCUCGGUACGAGAAGUCGUCGCGCUCUGUUAGCCACACGACGGUGACGACCUCGUCCUACAGCGCGACGCAGUACAUCGACAACGACGCCUCCAACGACAUCGAGAACAUCGGCUCGGCCGUGAACCGCACCAAGUCGAUGCACGACCGCGAGCAGCGCGCUAGCAGCGCCUCGGGCGUGCUCACCAAGGUCCGGGGCACGACUGGCAGCACGCGGCGGUCGGGCAAGGAGUCCUCUGGUGGUGUGCGCAAGACGAGCGGCCGCGUCGGUAGUGUGAGCGCCACGGCGAGCACCACGACGGCCUCGGCUGCCGCGAGGAAGAUCUCUGGCCUAUGA